ACGUUCGUGGUGCAUCACGGGAAAAGAGCUGUGCACAAACUCACACGUGGUUGUGUGUGAACUUCCUGAGGUGUUCGUGCUGUGGAGAAGAAGAGCAGCAGAUUUAAACUUUAUUCUACUUUAGUUUUUAUUGUCCAGCUUAAACAUGAGGCCUGGUUUCAGUCCCAGAGGUGGUGGAGGACGAGGUGGAUUUGGUGGAAGAGGACGAGGCGGAGACCGAGGAGGACGAGGCGGGUUUAGAGGAGGACGAGGUGGUGGAGGUGGAGGUUUCAGGUCUCCGGGUGGUGAAGGAGGAUUCCGGGGUCGUGGUGGAGGCAGAGGGACCCCGAGAGGACGUGGGGGAAGAGGAGGACGAGGAGGGUUCAGGGGAGGACUUAAAGUGACCGUGGAGCCACACAGACAUGAGGGUGUGUUUAUCUGCCGUGGGAAGGAAGAUGCUCUGGUGACGAAGAACAUGGUGGUGGGAGAGUCUGUGUAUGGGGAGAAGAGGAUCAGUGUGGAGGACGGAGAAGCCAAGAUCGAGUACAGAGCCUGGAACCCUUUCCGCUCCAAACUGGCGGCGGCAAUUCUGGGGGGAAUCGAUCAGAUCCACAUCAAACCUGGCGCCAAGGUCAUGUACCUGGGAGCGGCGUCGGGAACCACCGUGUCUCACGUCUCGGAUAUCGUCGGGCCGGACGGUCUGGUGUACGCAGUGGAGUUCUCACACCGCUCUGGUCGAGAUUUACUGAACGUGGCUAAAAAGAGAACCAACAUUAUUCCCAUUAUAGAAGACGCCAGACAUCCGCACAAAUACCGCAUGCUGGUUGGGAUGGUGGACGUGAUCUUCGCCGACGUAGCUCAGCCCGAUCAGACGCGUAUCGUUGCUCUGAACGCUCACAACUUCCUAAAGAAUGGAGGCCAUUUUGUCAUCUCCAUCAAGGCAAACUGCAUCGACUCCACGGCGUCUCCCGAGGCCGUGUUUACGUCUGAAGUGAAGAAGAUGAGCGCCGAGAACAUGAAGCCUCAGGAGCAGCUCACGCUUGAGCCGUAUGAGAGAGACCACGCGGUUGUCGUAGGAGUGUACAGGCCGCCUCCCAAACAGAAGAAAUAAACUCCGCCUGUGUGUUUGUUUGGACGUUUGUGCGUCACUGAUCCUCCGGCUGACGGCUGCAGCCUUUAAACCUCAUCUGCUUCCAGUCAGUCCUUCAUCACUGCUGAAGAACUUGUCCAUCAGUGUCAGUGACCUUGUGUUCAGCAGAGCGACUCGAUCAGGACCUUCUAAUGUGUAUUAUAGUAUAUUAACCCUCACAGUCUUUUACUUUAUUUACUAUACAAAAUUACAUAAUGGGGAAAAGCAAUGUAGAUUUGUUUCUCAUGUGACUGUAUGGACUGAUGUUUUUUUUUUAUUAUUAAAUAAUCCCAAAGACCUUUA
Tachysurus fulvidraco (yellow catfish) is the source of this 1411-nucleotide messenger RNA. RefSeq names its product fibrillarin (gene fbl). The transcript has 9 exons. Gene Ontology annotation, biological process: box C/D sno(s)RNA 3'-end processing; rRNA methylation. The record is from RefSeq and is a predicted model, not a curated record. Bases 146 to 1090 code for a protein of 314 amino acids. Gene Ontology annotation, cellular component: box C/D methylation guide snoRNP complex; small-subunit processome; nucleolus. Gene Ontology annotation, molecular function: histone H2AQ104 methyltransferase activity; RNA binding; rRNA methyltransferase activity. Lineage: Eukaryota; Metazoa; Chordata; Actinopteri; Siluriformes; Bagridae.